This is a messenger RNA of Osmia bicornis bicornis, 642 nucleotides long. RefSeq lists its product as uncharacterized. Lineage: Eukaryota; Metazoa; Arthropoda; Insecta; Hymenoptera; Megachilidae. The coding region runs from base 1 to 642 and encodes 213 amino acids. The transcript is spliced from 2 exons. The record is from RefSeq and is a predicted model, not a curated record.
AUGACGGAAUGGACACAAGACAAAGUUUUACAGAUGAUAGAAAUGUAUCGGAAUCGUUCCAACUUAUGGGACUGUCGCGAUAAAACUUAUAAAGACAGAAAUAAGAGGCACGAUGCAUUAACAGAAAUAGCGGUGUGUUUCGGAGAAUCGAAAGAGGAAAUAGAUAGGAAAAUUAAAAGUCUAUUAAGCCAUUUUUCAAGAGAACUGAAAAGAGAAGAAAAAAGUUUGAAGUCUGGUGCUAGCACCGAUGAAGUACCUAUACAAGUCGAAGUGGUUAACAAUAGUUCAAAGGAGAAAAUUUGCAAUGAUGUUUUUCAAGAAGAAUGCAGCACUUCUGCAGUUUCCAUUGUGGAAGAGCAGUCUGCUGAGAAAACACCUGAAAACGCAACAUAUGCUCUAUCUACAAAUAAAAUAUCAACCAGGAAAAAGAAAGCUGACAACGAGGUGAAGGAAGCGUACAAUAUAAUGAAGGAAAUGUAUAGGAAUAGAAGUCCGAGGGAUGAGUACACCCUACUUGGAGAACAAGUUGCCAUCAAAGUUAGGCAAUUACCCAGUGCCCAUGCACGAAUAAUGGUCCAGCAUAUCAUUAAUACCACAUUAUUCGAGGCAAAACUGGGAGAAUAUGACAAUCCACCCAUUUAA